Molecule: messenger RNA, 1460 nt
Organism: Zeugodacus cucurbitae (melon fly)
Lineage: Eukaryota; Metazoa; Arthropoda; Insecta; Diptera; Tephritidae
Product: dnaJ homolog subfamily B member 13
Exons: 4
Coding region: 132-1250 (372 amino acids)
Cellular component (GO): cytosol
Molecular function (GO): protein-folding chaperone binding
Source: RefSeq, a predicted model, not a curated record
UAUCACAAGAAUUUGUUGCCAAGGAAAGUCAGUUGCUUUUCUCAUAAUGAAAACAGAAAUUUUUCUAUACUCAAUAUCGAAGUCAUAAAUUAGUUUGUCAUAACAAAUUCGAGUUUCCAUAAUCAGACCACAUGAAUCGCACAGAACUCGAUUAUUAUGCAAUAUUAAACGUCCCUCGGGAUGUGCCCAAGGAGAAUAUAACGCUGGCGUAUCGCACAUUGGCCAUACAACUUUGUCCACAUCGCGAUCCAAAGUAUGAACGCGACUUUGUCCCUCUGUUGGGACCAACACAUAUGGAGCCUUUGUCAAAGAACCGCCAGUGGGAAUAUAUUAACAUGGCCUAUGAUGUUUUAGGAAACGAUUUGUAUCGGGCCAUCUACGACCGCUUCGGUGAGGCUGGACUCUUUCAGGGCAUUCAAUUACCUAACGGUUACUUUCCGCCUUAUCAGUAUCAUGGCGAUCAUAUGAAAGUAUAUCAUGAGGUUUUUGGCAGUUACUCGCCUUACGCAAAUAUCAUCGACGUCGUUACUAAUCCACCUUUACUCUAUUCCACAUUGGAGCAUGGCAUUGGUGUACGAAAAAAGGAUCCACCUGUGGAAAAAAUAAUUUAUUUAGAGUUAGAAGAAGUAUUCAAAGGCUGUACGAAGUUGAUGCACGUCUGGAGACAAGAGUUUAUUGACACGAAGGAAACACGCACAGAGAAAAGAAAAAAAACACUUAAGCUCAAGAUAAUGCCGGGUACCACCCAAGGCACACGAUUUUGCUUCAAGGAGGAAGGUGAUCGCAGCCCAACUAAAAUUCCAGCUGAUAUUAUAUUUAUAACAGCUGAUAAGCCGCAUCCUAUAUUCGAACGUAGUCAUCAUCAUGACCUAGUCUAUACCCAUCAUAUAACUUUAAAGGAUGCACUUGUUGGUUUCAGUUUCACAAUUAGAACAUUAGAUAAGCGUGCUCUGAAAAUAAACGUGUCCGAUGUGGUGUUCCCAGGCUAUAAGAAGACUAUGCAAAAGGAGGGACUUCCGGUGUGUGAAAAUCUACCAAUUGCUCCUGAUAUGAGGCCCGCAGGGUUGAAGAAAAAGAAAUUUGGAGAUCUGAUUAUCAAAUUUGAAGUUGAAUAUCCGAAAACUAUGACAAAUAAAAUGCGGAAUUUAACUAAGGAUUUCUUUUAUGAAUUAGAAGGAAUGGAAGAAGAAGCUGGAGAUGCUCCACACCCCAUUCACACCCUUAUGCACAAGAAACGAGGUAAACGUUAAGCAGCUGAGAGUAACCACCCAUUAAAAAGGAACCACUUCCUCCUGAAUAACUUUUUCGAAAUUGUAAUUUUUUACAUUUAAAUGAAAGAAAUAGUAAAAAAAAUGUUGUAGAAAUAUCCAUAAUUUGAAAUGUGAAAUUUUGUGUGUAUUUUAAGUAUUAUACGAUGUUCGCUUGAAAUCUGAAUUUAUAAAGGGUGAUUUUUUAAGAGC